AUACAAAUGUGAUCUGAUCUGAUAUGCAACCCAAAGCCUUUAAUGCUCAAAUUCUACGUGUAUCUCGAUGAAUUUCACCACGAUCCUCCCGGCCUGCCGCCCCGCUGGGGGAUUGCGGCGGCGUGGGUUCCAGUGCGUGAUGAUAGCGCCUCUAUAUAAGAAUCGCUCCACAAGUGACCACCAAACAGUCUCGCAGAGAUCGCAGUUAUCGCAGUUAUUGCAGUAACUGGUUGGUGAAGAGGAAGCCUGUACGUACAUAUGCAUAUAGAUACGUAUAUCGGGAAUUGGGGGCAGGUUAACGCACUGGCCGUGAAAGCGACAAUCAACUGCAAUUGCAACUCUCCAUUCGCCAGGGCACAAUGUCGACGCAGCAGCAGCAAUUGGACUACAUCGAGCGCAGCCUGGUGUACGAAAUCUUUAAGUAUUUCGGCUCGGGGGUGACGCUGGAGGGCCACCGAGUUGAGUGCUCCACUGGGUUGGACGGAUUCAUGUCCGCCCUGUACACGGUGCAGUUGGAUCUCGUGGUCGCCGAACGGGUGCGGACUGAGGUCGUUAUGGUCAAGUUUAUGAAGGGUUCGGAGGAAUUCCGCGAGCAGAGCAACUCGUACAUCCAGUUCGCCAACGAGGUGUUCGCGUACGCCGAAAUUCUGCCUGCCUAUGAGCACCUGCUGCGGACGAGUCAUCUGUCCAGCGAGAUGGUGUCCAACUGGGUGCCGCGCUGCUACUUUGCCAAGUUCGGAAGGGUCAAUAACCUUGGGACUGAACGCGAAUCCGUCCUGGCUGUAAAGCAUCUAAAGGGCGAAGGCUACGAGAUGGGCCCGCGUGUGACUCUCCGUCGAGAUCAGCUGGACGCAAUGGUCAAACUGAUUGGGCCCUUUCAUGCCCUAGGCUAUGCCAUACGAAUACUGCAGCCGCAGGUUCAUGCCCGCCUGCGUUCGGGCGUGGUUGACUUGCCCUUCGUCUCCAGCACAGGAAAAAACAGCUUCGAUAUGGUCUAUCGUGUGACCUUUGAUCGUUUUUACGAAUUUUACGAUCGGCAGAGGGAGCAGCUUUUAAAGGACUCAGAUGCCGGCUUUGCCGUCGCCAUCGAGCGUCUGCGCGAAAAGUACUUUACAAAUCCCACGCAUCUGCUGGAGAGGAUUCGUACCGCGUCCUAUGCGGACGAUCAGCCAGAUAGUCACUUUGCCACAUUCCUGCAUGGAGACUACAAUCGUAACAAUGUGUUGUUCCACUAUGGCGACGAUGGCCAAGUGGAUUCCAUUAAGACCAUUGAUUUUCAAGAGUUGCGCUUCAGCACCACGGCCAUUGACCUGAGCUUCUUUAUGUACAUGAACACGCCGCCCGAGGGCAGAGCAGAGAUCUUCGCAGAUCUCCUGAAGAAAUACCACAAGUACAUGAGCGAAAUGCUGGAACUAGUGCUGCAUCGCAACCGGGAUGAAUUGAGCGACGAGCGUGUUGAAGAGCUCCUAGCUGAUUACAGUUACGAACGCUUUGAGGCCCACUUCAAGCGAUAUGCCUUCUACGGGGUGAUGGUCUGCAUGCACUUUAAGCCCUGGCUGAUGGGCAGUGAGACGGACUGCGCUGAAUUGUCGCGUCUCUGUGAAACAGAUAUGCACGGCCAGGCAUGCUACAAGCUGUCGCUGGACAUUGGCGGUGACGUGGCCAACGAGGAGGUCUUCAAAAUUGUCCGUCAUGCCUACGAGCAUGGGUAUAUGGACGAGAUAUAGAUACCACCCGCAUGCUUAUCGGUCGUGAAACACAUCUCGGAUUUUAAAUAGAAUUAGUAGAGCUGAUCAUAUUAAAUAAUCCGACCGCUACAAUAA
Messenger RNA from Drosophila santomea, 1823 nucleotides. RefSeq lists its product as uncharacterized. Lineage: Eukaryota; Metazoa; Arthropoda; Insecta; Diptera; Drosophilidae. Bases 360 to 1727 code for a protein of 455 amino acids. The record is from RefSeq and is a predicted model, not a curated record. The transcript is spliced from 3 exons.